Messenger RNA from Ogataea philodendri, 1164 nucleotides. RefSeq lists its product as uncharacterized. The record is from RefSeq and is a predicted model, not a curated record. Bases 1 to 1164 code for a protein of 387 amino acids. NCBI's taxonomy places the organism in Eukaryota, Fungi, Ascomycota, Pichiomycetes, Pichiales, Pichiaceae. The transcript has 3 exons.
AUGAGUUUCUGCAACCCCAUCACUUUGUCCAUGCUGGAGUCAUCCGACGUGGAUUUGGACUCCAGGAUGUUGAUGAUUUCCUGUAAGUCUUUGCGCAGCUCAUUGUCGACUGUGGAUGUUGUAUUCUGUCCAUCCAUAAACGGCGAUGCUGGAGCUUGUGAGACCCGUCUCUCCAUGCGCAUGACGUUAUCCAUGAGAGCCAUCGUUGAUGUUUUGCGUUGCGGGGUCGGCACCGAUGAUGGUGUUGUGCGACAAAACCACCAUCUUGACGUCCAGCACCGGGUCUUCACGAAUGCGGCCCACGCUCACGCCGUAACCCCCGUCUCUAUCACGGUCCAACCGUGGCUGUGGUCUAUUUUCCUCCUCCAAAACGUGGAUAGCGUGUUUGGGAGCAGAUGGACACUUAAGAGUAGUGGCCUCACACUCGUAGUCUCUAAGACAUUGCUUGAUGGCCUCGAUGGAUGGAGACUUGUUCUUGAACUUGAUAGAGAUGCACUCAGUGUGGCCGUCAGAAACAGCGACUCUGUUACAUUGGGCAGAAACGCGGAUCUCAUCGUCAGACAGGUUCUGCACGCUGUUACCGUCAGCAGCAAGCUGUCCGAGGAUCUUCUUGGUCUCCCACUCGAUCUUCUCCUCCUCUCCAGAAAUAUAUGGAACAAGGUUGUCGAGGAUGUCGAUACCAGGGAAGCCUGGCGAGAAUCCAGCGCCGGAAAUAGCCUGCAUGGUGGUGGUGGUGAGCAGUUCGAUCGGUCCGAACUUGUCAACCAAUGGUCUCAGUGGAGCGACAAGACCUGCGGUGGAGCAGUUCGAAAUACACACAAUUUUUUAGCGUUGGAGAUGACAACCAAGCCCGCCUCCUUGAAGGCCUUCUCGAUUGGACCUGCGUACUCGGCGUCGAGACCAGAGAAAACAACAGCGCAGUCCUUGAACGCCUCUGGUGUGCACUCGGAGACAACGAUCUCGCCCGCGCUGAGUGGCAUCAGACUGGUUUGCUUCCAGUCAACAGCAUCCUUGUAUUUCUUUCCUGCCGAACGGGAGGAUGCGCCCAAAACGGCAAGCUCAAACUGUGGGUGUUCGUUAAGCAGUUGGAUGAACCGCUGGCCAACAGACCCAGUGGCGCCCAAAACUCCAGCUUUCUUAAGUGCCAUGACGAUCAAUGACUAA